AUGUCUUCACCAUUGCCGACUGCAUCUCCACGAGCCUCGUCCAAAUUACGCAAGUCCUGUGAUCUGUGUGCGGCAACCAAGGUCGGGUGCACCAAGGAGAAGCCAAGCUGUGCUCGCUGUGCCAAACGAGAUCACCCCUGUGUGUAUAGCACGGCCAAGCGUGCAGGUCGCACCUCGGGAAGCACUCAAACCAGAGCGCGAAGGGACUCGACGCUGACGAGGACGGCGACGACGACCGCAACCGCGUCGCCAAGUCCGACAUUUACGUCGGCACAGACCAGCGACAUCAACAGUCCACCCACGCCUGAAGGUGGCGGUGGACGCUCCCCGGCGCUCGAUCUCCAGCGGCAAUGCUCACCGUAUCCCGAUAUCUUCGGAGCCUUGGGAUCAUUCGACGAGAGUUGCCUAUCAUCUCUCCGCGCCAACUCUUUUUCAGAUUUAGACGAGCUUUUCGCAUCGGCAACUGAACUUCCACUAGAGCAGCAACUUGAUCCAGCCCUCUUCCUUGACUUCACCCUCGACAACACCGGCGCGUGUUCAUCAUUCCCUGCAACUGACCCCAUCACCCUCCCUACAUCGCCCACCUUUGUAGUGCAACCUGGCAUCAAUGUACCACCGUCGAUCAAUCUUCUCACUUCAGCCACCUGCCAAUGCUUGACUCGUGCUCUUGCGCUUCUGGCCGAUCUCUCGCCGGGUAACCCGGGGUGCGGCAACGAUCCGAGUGCCACCGCCACGCCCGAGCUGCCUGAUUUCGAACAGGUUCUCACCCACAACGAGCAGACCAGUGAGACUGUGCGCCAAAUCUUACAAUGUGACUGUACCAACGACAGCUAUCUUCUCAUCACCCUGUCCCUUGUAGUUUUUCGAGUGAUCGCCUGGUAUACCGCGGCCACGAGUGCAGCAUCAGGCGAAGACCCACUUGAACCUGUCUUGCAUGGGCCCUCCUCAUUCGCCGACUGCGUAUGCGAGGAUGGGCGGCGCAUUGCCGUGCAACGCAUCCUUUCUAAGCUCGCGGGCGUUCAUGCAUCCAUCGAUCUGCUAUCACAAAGGCUACGCCGAAUCACCGAGACGUCGGGGGAGCAGCGGCAGCAGCAGCGACAGCAGGAUACCUGUGGCCCUGCGGUUCACGCGACCGGCUCCCUUGCAGGAGGAAUCCAUGCGUUUUUAAAACCAUUCUCGCCCGAUUUGGUGAAUACGCUGGAAACUGAUCUGCGGAAGCGUCUUUGUGACCUCUCGAGGGCUAUCGUGGACCGCUUGCGGAGGUGA
Molecule: messenger RNA, 1266 nt
Organism: Penicillium oxalicum
Lineage: Eukaryota; Fungi; Ascomycota; Eurotiomycetes; Eurotiales; Aspergillaceae
Gene: tpcE
Product: Zn(II)2Cys6 domain-containing transcription factor tpcE
Exons: 1
Coding region: 1-1266 (421 amino acids)
Biological process (GO): regulation of DNA-templated transcription; aflatoxin biosynthetic process
Cellular component (GO): nucleus
Molecular function (GO): DNA binding; zinc ion binding; DNA-binding transcription factor activity, RNA polymerase II-specific
Source: RefSeq, a predicted model, not a curated record